This is a messenger RNA of Cicer arietinum (chickpea), 1077 nucleotides long. NCBI's taxonomy places the organism in Eukaryota, Viridiplantae, Streptophyta, Magnoliopsida, Fabales, Fabaceae. The record is from RefSeq and is a predicted model, not a curated record.
AUGACUAUCACUUUAGACGACGUUGCGACUCUCCUUCACAUCUCACCACAUGGUAAAAUUUUUGAUGCACCUUUGAAUAUGAAUACUAAUAAUGCUGCAAGAGCUGCACAUGAGUACUUAGGUGCAACAUGGGAGGAAGCAUGUAUUGAGAUUAGUUAUAACAAUCGUCUCAUUCAAACUAACCAGUUUGAGUGUGCGGCUAGAACGUAUCUGUUGUAUUUAGUUGGCUGCACUAUUUUCGCUGAUAAAACACAUACGCGUGUUGAGGCAAAAUACAUUACUCUUUUUAUUGAUUUACAUCGUUGUCGGGACUACUCGUGGGCUUCCGCAACAUUGGUUUUCCUUUAUGACAACCUGGGAGAUGGAGCUGUCCACGACACUCGACAUGUGGAAGGUUACAUGACCCUACUACAGUGUUGGAUUUACGAGCACUUCCCUAGAAUCUGUAAGCGAGGUGAUAGAGGAGCGGUUCCUGCGCAUCUUCCAAGAGCAUCUAGGUGGACUGCAAAACAUGUUGUUGAAGGUGGAUUGUUAGCAUAUCGUCGGAGACUUGAUGUGUUGUUGCUCGAGGAUGUAGUGUUUACACCAUAUGAUGAUGAUCGAGCUAAUCAUCCGUUUGUAUCGAUUUCGAUGUUUUUUGGAUAUCUUCGAUGUGGUGGAGUCUCAGUCCCAUAUUUGCCAGAGCGAUGUCUUCGACAGUUUGGUCGUAUUCAAUGCAUUCUGCGUGACGUUCCUCCGAUGCCGAAUAGUAUAGAUUCGGUAUGGCAGAAUACUAUGAGAUCAUCUGUAGAGACCUUUCGGAGAAUAUAUCCUGUUGCGACUUUUCUUGAAGAGGUCACUGCAGACUACUAUGCAUGGCACGUUAGUGUUUCACAUCCUCUGAUUCUCCCUCCAUCCACUGUUGCACCUUCGAGUCUACAUACUACUGUUGUUGCACAUGCUGGUCCAUCAUCUUCUGCACAUACUGGUAGAGACCGUAGAGCAGCUGAGCUUGCACAUAGGGCCUUAGAUAUGGUAACACCAUUUAGUGAGAUUCAUGACAUAUUAAGUGAAUUAUGUCGCUUGUAUGACGAUUAG